Molecule: messenger RNA, 2616 nt
Organism: Oikopleura dioica
Lineage: Eukaryota; Metazoa; Chordata; Appendicularia; Copelata; Oikopleuridae
Source: the annotation of a GenBank genome assembly
AUGAUCGUUGAAGCUCUUUCUUCUGACGAUAGAAAAGCGCAAUUCCGCGCACUCGACGCAGAACAAGGCGGCAACAUCGACCUCCAAUCGUUGAACAAGCUCUUCGAACAAGACCUCGAAGCUGUCGAAAAAUUCCUCGAAGGAAUCAUGAACAGCGUCGAUCUUGAUAACGGCGGCACGCUCAAUUUCGCCGAGUUUCUCGUUCUCAUGGUCAAGCAACAUGGCGUCAACGGCGUCCAGCGAGCCUUCCUAUCCUACGAUGUGGACGGCUCGGGAAGCAUCACUCGCGACGAGCUGAAAGACUGGAUGACUCGCCACGGCCGCUUUCUCACCCGCCGCCAGGUCCAAAUGAUGGUCGAUGCCGUCGAUGUCAAUGGUGAUGGUGAAAUCGACUACGGAGAAUUCCUCAAUGGGAAAGAGUUAAACUCAGCAUUCCAACUUUUAAAACAUCGCAAGUUGUGUCUUUCUCCCAGUAGAUUCUUCUUUCUGUCACCGUGGAAUAUAAGUGCUGGAGAAAAGAUGUUUGGUGGAAAAUCCGCAGUCAUGCCCAGCUUUCGGUUAAAAACGAAACGCAAAUCUGAGCGUCCUCCAACGCAGCCUCAUCCCGCUCCUUCAAAGAUCUUUCGGCAAGAGGAUCUUCAUUAUGCAUCGGUCAGCCACGCUUCUACAAUGCCAAACAGGAAGAUUGAGAAGCGAGGUCGACCGCCGAAAACUGAAAAUGCAGGUUCUCAAAACGGCCGAAAAAAGAGUGAACGACUCAACAACAAUAAUGGAGAUCGAACAUCUCCUCCUGUACAAUCCCCUCCGCAACUACCUCAAAUCCCUAACGAUGGCCAGAUAGGCUGGAAGUGCACAACGCUCAAUCCAGAUGGAAAACCGUGUGGCCGGGUUUUUCUCGACAAAGCCGACAUUACUGUACAUAUAAAGCACGGUCAUAAAGACUCAAAAGGGAAGAAAACGAUGAAGAAGGUGAUGAUCAAAAAAGCCCUUUCAGAAGAAGAGGAACAGGAAAAAGCACUUCAAGCCAACGAAGCGAGCUUUCGAUGUUUUCUUUGCCCAAAUUUUAUUCCAUCGGUUUCCAGCACUAUCCAGAUGCAUUUACGAGAUGUGCACCCGCUCAAGAACUUAAAAGACCACUGCCGCGCAAAGAAACACGCUGAUCCCUUCAUGAAUAAGUUCCGCUGCUUGAUUUGCCCGCUUCGAACUUCGAAGACGGCGACGCUGGGAGUGCACCUGGGAGAUCACCCCGCCGCCGAAAUCUUCUCCUCGCUUGUAUAUAUCGUUCCUGACUCUUUCUCCUCAAAAGCUUCCGAGAAGCUCAAAGGAGCUCCUGUUCCUGUCCAUCCUGUAACGCCAAUGUGGGGUUAUGCGGAGUUGAUGCCGCGCUUUAGGGAAUGGGCGCCGAAUAUCCAGAAUAUACUCAAUGACGCCACUUACCGAGCUUAUUUCCAAGAAUACCUCAAGCCUAAUGACAGACGAUUAUUAACUCUUUACCAAGAUAUCGGCAAGUUCCGGUCAAACGUGGCCGUCUCUGCCUGCCCGGAUGCCAAUCAGAACAGCGAGCAAAGCGCGGAAGAUGCUCUGCGGGAUCAGAUCCUCUCUUCUGCGCUCAGUAACGUCACGGAAAUCAUUCAAGACUCUGUGAACGUAAAUGCGAAAACGGCCGAAGAAUUCAACGCAGAAGCCCAAAGAAUCAUUCGUCAUUACAGUGACGUAUUGAAUUUCGAAGCCAAAGCAGUUUCAAAUAUGAGAAGAAAGCUUGAAAAAGGGAAAGUGGUAGACGAAGAUUUCGCCGAUUUGUCGAAGCUAGUCGAACUCGGUCUUUCGAAAAAGAUUCCAGAUUUUCUUACGUCGAAAAAGUUCAAAGGAUUAUUGGUGGAAGUGUUCACGGACCACGAAAUUUCGCUGGAUCAAAUCCUGUCUUUUGACCAAAGUCGAGAAUUGUUCAGAGAUUUCAUGUCAAAAGAGAAGUCUUUAGAAGUGCUUGAUUUCUACCUGAAUACGAAAGACUUCGCGGCUCGUUUCCGCGAGAUUCCGAAAAAAGACCGAGACCAACUUCAAAAAACGAUCUUCAAGCAGCUCGGCGCGAUCGGCUUUUCUGACAAUGUGAAACAACAAGUCGAAGUCGGUCUCAAAAAUCCAUCAGCAAGCUCAUUCAAACUUCCAGCUCGACAGGCGCUUACGACGUUACAAACAGUUUAUCUACCGCUCUUUUUGCGCUCACCGCAGUUUCUCAACUUUCUGAAUGGAAUCAUGGAGCAAGCAGGGUUGAAUCUUGAUUCCAAGGCUCCGCAGAAAAACAGGGAAAGCGACACAAGCUCAAACUCUGGAAUCAACCUGACUGCCUCGUUUUCUCGCCCAGAACUGAUUUACUACCGUCCGCUCAGUGGCCACCUGUACUUAGGCCACAUCGACUCUUUGGGACGGUAUCGAUCAGAAACUCUCAACACGGGACCGAUCUUCGCCCACCUGGAGGCUAAGAAGGAAAAGGAGAAGUCCCUAUUCAGCUUCAAAAAUUUCAUGGGCCCAGUGAAAUACGACGAGAAAACAGUGGAAGAUGCGUGGAGAUCAGCACGAAUGUUUGUGGCGGAUGUAACAUCUCAAAAGCAGAAAUAG